UGUCUUUUUUGCCGGGCGGAAGAGGGCGAAGCGGAGAGGGAAAACAGCCCUCCUUUCCGGUGUAGGGGCACAGUUGAAGAAGCAACGAAGGAACGAGGAGUCGUUUGUAAGGAUGACACGGCAUGGCAAGAACUGCACGGCAGGAGCUGUCUACACCUACCACGAGAAGAAGAAGGACACAGCGGCCUCGGGCUACGGGACCCAGAACAUUCGCCUGAGCCGGGAUGCCGUCAAGGACUUCGAUUGCUGCUGCCUCUCUCUGCAGCCCUGCCAUGACCCUGUCGUCACCCCGGAUGGCUACCUGUAUGAGCGGGAGGCAAUUCUGGAGUACAUUUUGCACCAGAAGAAGGAGAUCGCCCGGCAGAUGAAGGCCUAUGAGAAGCAGCGGGGGGCCCGACGUGAGGAGCAGAGAGGGCUGCAGCGGGCUGCGGCCCAGGACCAGGUGCGGGGCUUCCUAGAGAAAGAGGCAGCCAUCGUGAGCCGGCCCCUCAACCCCUUCACACCCAAGGACGCUUCGGGGAGCAGCCCAGAUGAUGCCCGACCUGGGUCCAGUGCAGGCCCCACAGGCAAGGACAAGGACAAAGCGCUGCCCAGCUUCUGGAUCCCGUCCCUGACCCCCGAGGCCAAGGCCACCAAGCUGGAGAAGCCUUCGCGCACCGUGACCUGCCCUAUGUCCGGGAAGCCACUGCGCAUGUCGGACCUGACCCCCGUGCGCUUCACGCCGCUCGACAGCUCCGUGGACCGCGUGGGGCUCAUCACUCGCAGUGAACGCUACGUGUGCGCUGUGACCCGCGACAGCCUGAGCAACGCCACGCCUUGCGCCGUGCUGCGGCCCUCUGGGGCCGUGGUCACUCUGGAGUGCGUGGAGAAGCUGAUUCGGAAAGACAUGGUAGACCCCGUGAACGGGGAGAAGCUGACGGACCGAGACAUCAUCGUGCUGCAGCGGGGCGGCACAGGCUUCGCGGGCUCCGGAGUGAAGCUGCAGGCUGAGAAGUCGAGGCCGGUGAUGCAGGCCUGAGUGCGUGGGAGACCAAAUAAACGGGCUUGGACUCAAUGGCUUUGUGGUGCCUUCCUUGGCUGCGCUGGAUCCCAGGGGCCCCCCCAGGC
Messenger RNA from Odobenus rosmarus divergens (Pacific walrus), 1107 nucleotides. RefSeq names its product nitric oxide synthase interacting protein (gene NOSIP). Gene Ontology annotation, cellular component: nucleus. Lineage: Eukaryota; Metazoa; Chordata; Mammalia; Carnivora; Odobenidae. Gene Ontology annotation, molecular function: ubiquitin protein ligase activity. Bases 113 to 1018 code for a protein of 301 amino acids. The transcript has 9 exons. The record is from RefSeq and is a predicted model, not a curated record.